Hemicordylus capensis (graceful crag lizard) is the source of this 6515-nucleotide messenger RNA. RefSeq names its product family with sequence similarity 186 member A (gene FAM186A). NCBI's taxonomy places the organism in Eukaryota, Metazoa, Chordata, Lepidosauria, Squamata, Cordylidae. Bases 420 to 5804 code for a protein of 1794 amino acids. The transcript has 8 exons. The record is from RefSeq and is a predicted model, not a curated record.
AGCCCUUAAAGAGCAGGGAUUACAUUGGCAACCUUCCCUUCUCCACACAUCACUUUCAAAGCUUGCAAGAAGGGACUGUUCUGAAAGGGGGCUGCCUCCCACCAGAAGUGUAGAGCAAGGCAGUGUUUGGUGCCUGUUGUAUUCUAUCCAGUAUCCUUUAUGUUUUGUUGUUUACAAGUUUGUCCCAGGGGGGAUCCUGUGUAGAGAAUGUGGGGGGUGGAGUCCGAAAGGAAAAGGAAGGGAAAGGAGGAAGAUAAAAUGGAGUUGUUUCUGAAUAUCUUAGUUACAUCUAGAUAAGUGAGGGAGGAAGCUAUAAAACAGUGCCUUGCCUCAGGCACUGCAUUACUUUAAGGACAGAGGCAACACCUCUGUCCUUAAGGGUUAGCUCUUGCCACUGAAAGCAAUCAUUUCCCGUUCAAAUGGAUCUGGCACUGUUCCAGUUUAGCUUCAAGGAUGUUUCUAAGAAACUUGGUCGUAUUCUGGACAAUGUGAACCGAGCCUAUGAAUAUUACAGAAAGGAUGACGGGAUCGACCCCGAGAUUGAAAAGGCAUACUUCCUCACAGCAUCCUGGGAAGAGAAGAGCCGGAGAUCUCGUUUUUUAGAUGAACUUACUGACGUGCUACAGGACAGCAAGUUCAAAAUACAGGAUUUAGAGAAAGUGUUGGAAUCCUUUAAAUCUUGGAGUGUAAUGCUGGGAAAUGUUGAACUAGAAGAGAAAGCCAUCCCAACUGAAGAUUCAAUUGAUGAGAUGAGGGAGUGUCUCACGAAGUCCAUUAACUCAAUUGAGGCAAAUGUUCUGCAUCUGUUGAAGACAUGCCGCCCAGUCUUUGAAGGGAAGGCCAAACUGAGACGGAAGUCAGCUCCCAAAGCUGGCCUGUUCAAGAUAUGGAGAGAGAAAGUGGCAGACAAUCCUCAAGAAGGUGAGCCCUUGACUCCAGAGAAGAUGUUGGAAAAUGAACCUCUUGCUUUCACCCGCAAUCAGGAGGUCACCAACUUGAUACAGGAACUUGUAGAUUCUUCGGUUUUAAGCAAAGCAGAGUCUGUUGUCAUCAGGUACAUUGUGGCCAUGGUGGUAAGCCUCUCAAAGGCUUUCAGCCUUCUAACUAGGCAGUGCCGCUCCCUCAAAAUCAAGUGUGAUAACCUGGCUGCCCUGGAAACGAAGAAACAGGACCCUCAAAUCAAACAACUGCAGAGGGAAUUGCGUUUGACCAUGGGGAAAAAGACAGCACUGGAAGUACAAAUCCAAAAUGCUGAAGAACAGUGCAAGGCCCUCCUCACCACCAAUGAGAUCUUGCAGAAGGAGUUGCAAGAUGUACGUGAGAGAGAACAGGUGACUCAAGUCCCCAUCAGGCCUCCUUUCAGCAGGUCCUUUUCUGAAAAGGAUGUAGUGAAACCACAGGUGGAUGUGAGCAGGAAAAAGGGUGAAAGACCAUUUCCAAAACUCCCUGCUGAGCAGAAGGCAAUAAGCCCUGCAAAGAGUGAGGACAAGUUGCCCAGGAAGAAGAGUGAGGAUAGGGCAAUCUCAGAACAGCAAAAAAGGGCUGAAGAUAGUGACAAUCAAAAGCUUCAAGCAAUCAUGGCUGAGGUAAAAAUCUCUCAAAGCCACCCUACAUUGAGAGCUCAAGACAGCAGAAUCAAAAUGGACACAAAAGCCAGAGAGAGAUCGCCAGAGCAGAGAACGGCCCAAAUGUCCCCUGACAAACUGGAACGACAACUUUCUGGCAAACUGGAACGACAACUUUCUGGCAAGGAUCUAACACGGAAGAAGUCCUUAAAAGAGGUGGUUACUGAUGACACCAUCAAACAGGUCAGUACAUCUAUUGAAACAGAACCAGCACAGGGAUCACCUGUAGAAAAAGCCCAUGAACUCGCCGACAAAUUGAGAGCAGCCCAGGAUGCCAGAUGGGAGUCAAAGCUAGCUGUCAAAAAAGUUAUACAGAAGUCCAUCUUAAAAAGCACUGAAAGGCCCAAAGAAGAGUUGUCAGGACAACCACCGGAAGAAAGCCUUAUAGCCAGCUUACCUGACAUGUCUUCUGAAGUUGAACAAUCAUCAAAAAAGUCAACAGAAGAUGCCCCCCUACCCAGACAGGACCCUGAGCCUCCUAGAGAGGAAUUGCCAGUACCAUCUGAAGAGCCAGUAAAACGAGCCCAAAGUCCCAGUACUCAAGGGAGAGGGUCACGUUCCGGCUCUAGGGGUUCACUGAAAUUCUCUGCACAAAAAAUUGUACAGGCUGUGCAAGCACAAAAAUUUGUACAGGUUGUACAAGAAAAAAAGGGUGUCAAAUUCCAGGGAGACAAGACGGCUCGAAGGCCUUCAACAGUUUCAGAUACCCGUGCGAUGCAGGAUGCAAGUCCACCGCAACAACCUAUACUGGAAAGAGCUGAGGAUACAGCCACUAUGAAACAGGAUGUUGGAGAGAUGCAGGCACGGAAACUAUCAUUGGGCAAGUCAAAAGAAAGUGGGAAAAAGAAAGAAAUGAAGGACCCCAGCAGAAAGCCAACAGGUGUGCUGCAGGCAGAGGACACCAGAGAUGUCAUCCGUAGUUUAGGCACAACAUUGCAGACGAUUACCAGAGAGAGAGGCGGUGUGCUAGAUGCAGAGACUAUCAAAGACAUUUUUGAGGAACUGAACGUAGCUUAUCAAGAUACCAUAGCAGGAGAGAUGGUUGGAAGCCUCACUGGAGACGCAGUUAUUACCAGAGUAUUUGCCGCUGCAAAAAAGUCCUUAAUGCCUCCUGAGGUGAAACAAGAAUCUGAGAAGGAUGCUGUUGUGGAAGAACCCUCUGGUUCUAUGAUGGAUGUUGUUGUGGAAGAACCGUCUGGUUCUAUGACAGAUGUUGCAGAAAAACCCUCUGGUUCUAUGACAUAUGUUGUUGUGGAAGAACCCUCUGGUUCUAUGACAGAUGUUGCAGAAAAACCCUCUGGUUCUAUGACAGAUGUUGUUGUGGAAGAACCCUCUGGUUCUAUGACAGAUGUUGCAGAAAAACCCUCUGGUUCUAUGAGGGAUGUUGUUGUGGAAGAACCCUCUGGUUCUAUGACAGAUGUUGCAGAAAAACCCUCUGGUUCUAUGAGGGAUGUUGUUGUGGAAGAACCCUCUGGUUCUAUGACAGAUGUUGUGGGAAAACCAUAUGGUUCUAUGAGGGAUGUUGUUGCGGAAGAUCCCUCUGGUUCUAUGAUGGAUGUUGUUGUGGAAGAAUCCUCUGGUUCUAUGAGGGAUGUUUUUGCGGAAGAACCCCCUAGGCAGGAUGUAGGUUUUGCCCUUCAAGAAUUUCAGGAAGCCAUCCUUGCUUGCUUAGAGGACAAGAUGGAGAAAGUAAGGAAACGUUCCUCAGUUAGCUUGAUGCAACCACUGAUCUUGCAGCCUACAGACCCACAAGCCAAACAACUCUAUCAGGCAAUAGAUGAAAAACUGGAAGAAUGCUUCUCCUCGAUGAAGCAGAGAUACUCUGGUGACCAGAAGGGAAAGAAGCUCUUUCAAAGCAUACAGAGCAAGGGAGAGUUGCCAGGGGAAGAGGAAAAAGAAAUAAAAGGUAUUGCUUCAUCUUCCUUUGAUACCUUAUCUGAGCUGCCCCAAGAAUUCACAGGCAGUUCUGUUAGGCUUUCCCAAGAAUGGAAGCAACCAAUGACAUCGGGAGAUCUCUUCCAUUUGAGUUCAUCAUCAAAACAGCAGAUCUCUGAGCACCAGAAUGAAGAGGAGUGGAAAGUCCAGGAGAAGCCACAGUUUCAACAAGAGGGGGUAUCCCAGCAGGAUGAGCUUAUGUUGCAAGAGGAGAAAGAAGACUUGGCCAAGGUUGCACUCCAUGGCCACAAAGAAAAAGAACAGAUUCUGGAACAUCUGCCUGAUGAAGCAGAUCAGCAGGUCAAGGAAUCAUGGUUGGACGAGAAAAGACAAAAGAUGAGGCGACUUUCUGAAGAGCAACAGAAGCACUUUCAGAAAGGGGAAGAGCUGCAGCAGGUGGAGACCCCACUGGAAGAAGUGCAAAUGCCAACAUCGCAGGAAGUGGAUAAAGGGGAAGGGGCAUGGCACAAGCAGCUCCAGGAACGGCUGCGGUGGGAGCAGGAGCGGCUGCAAGAAGAACAAGUUCGCCUACAGGAGGAACGCCAGAGGCUGCAGGAGGAACAGGAGUAUCUGGAGCAUAUGCAGGAAUUGUUUGAAGUGCAGCAGAAGCAGUGGGAGGGACAGCAGCAGCAGCGCAAGGAGCAGGAGCGGUUAUGGGAGGUGCAGCUGGAGCACUGGAAAAACCUGCAGAAGGAGCAUGACAAGCAGGAGCAGUACCUGUGGGAGCAGCGAGAGCAGCAGAAGGAGCAGCAGCAGCGCCUGCAGGAGAAGGUCCAGCAGCUCAAACAGCAGUAUCAGGAGGAGCUGAAGCGGAAAGGGGAGCAAGUGGAAGAGCAGUGGCACUGGGAGCGGCUGCAGGCGUGGCACGAGCAGCAGCUGCACAUCUGGCAGCAGGAGGACGAGGAGCAGCAGCAGAAGAGAAGCCAGUGGCAGCAGCAGCUGGUGGAGCACAAGGCACAGAUGGCGGCCUUGCAGCAGGAAUAUCUGGAGCAGGAACUGCACCAGAAGAGAGGGCAGCAGAAGUGGCAAGAAGCACGGCAGGAGCAGGAGCACCUCUGGGAGAAGAGCUGGCUGCAACAGCUGAAUCGCUGGCAGCGUCAGCUGCAGCGGCAACAGGUACAGCAGCGCAAGUGGCAGGAACAACAGCACAAGCUGCAGGAGAAGCAGCGCCAGAUACAGAAGGAAGAGAAGGCCUUGCCUCACAAGCUGACAAUGCUGCGGGACACAGUUCUGGAUCAGAUUGUCAAGCAGAUCCCAUUGUACCAAUACAAGGCUUUCCCCAAAGAAGGCCAGCCUCCAGGGCCCCCUCAGCUUACCCCGAUGCCUAGUAGUGAAUAUGAGGAUUCCUUUGACCUGGAGAGCCCUUGGUUUCCUAAGCCAGUCCCCAAAGCAGAGACAUUUCCUGCCCCAGACGUCACAGAGAAGCGCUAUUUGAUAGAUGUGGCAGCUCAGAGGAGAAACCUAGAGCUGCUGAGGGAAGCGGUCCAGAAGGCAGAGCUUUCCUCAGAGCAGUACACCAUUGCCAAGGGAAUCAUCCAAGAGGCAUUACGCAGCAAUGUGGAGAGGCUGGCUAUGCUCUUCCGGAAGUACACCGCCUUCUACCAUCUCCAGGCAGUCAGACGAAACGUGACUGCUCAGUUGGAUGUUGCCAAAGAUUGCAAGGAUGGUGUUAAAACUCAGAUUUUGUACAAGAUAAUAGACAAGUUAGAUGCUCACCAGAAAAUGGUUCUGGGGCGGUGGACAAUCAAGCAGAACGCUGUAGACAAGAAGCAUCGGCACUGCCUUGCAAAGAUGAUGGCCUUGUUUGCUCAGCUCCACUUGAGCACCAAACUCCAGCUCAGCAGCCCAAUCCCUCUGAUGAUCAAAGCAGCAGACAGCACCAAGAAGGAGGGCCUGCCCAUGCCCCACAUUGGAGCUGCCUUGUUGAAGCACAAAAUCUACCCAAGCCCUCUGGUCAGUGUGAAGAAACCUCAAGAUACCACAUUAUCGGCACGAAUCAGAGAGUCGAGUAAUGAGCAGAUUGAAUCGUUGUGGAAGACAGAUAUCACGGCACUGAGUAUCGCCAUUGGACCCAAAACACCAGUGUCGUUGAUGUGGUCUGAAGCUUACGGUUUCCCGGAUAUCCCUAGAUUUUUGGAACUGGACAUCAGCUCCGUUAGGAAGAAACCCCUCCAAAAUAUAAAGACCCGGAUUCAACACAUUCCCAGAUGGAAAAUAUCUGGAUAUAACAUCAUGAAUUUGUAAAUUACAUAGUUAUCAUGCAUAGAUAAAAUAUGUAAUUUAAUCCAAUGUGUAAAAAAAAAAAAAAUCUUAUGUAGGAAAUAGAGUGAUUGAUUGAUUAAGUGCUGUCAGGUCAGUGUUGACUCUUAGUGACCGCAUUGAUAGAUUAUUUCCAGGAUGAUCUAUUUCAGGAUGAAAUAGAGUAGCAUAUACUUUAUGUUGAAUCUGAUGCAUUCACAUGUUUUCUGGUAAUGUGCGGUUCAUAACUGGAGGACAGGCACUGUUUACCUUCUCCAGGGCUGGCAUUAAGAGCCGGCAUGAUUGGGUGGCUACUGAAGGCUUUCUGAAGAGCCUACUGCUGAUCCUCAAGAACACCUCUGUGCCCAUAGGCUUCAUGCAGUGAUGAUGGAGCAACUCUGUCUCAGGGUCCAAGCAGCUAGGAGGGGCCCCUGGAAGGAAGUUUGCCAAGGUCCCCUGGAACCUGAAGCUGGUCCAGGCCUUCUCGCUGGGCUUCUUGUCGCCACUAGUCAGAGAAGAGAACUUCAGAAAAUCUGAGCCAGGACACUGAAUGGAACUUUUGACACAAAGCUGUACAGCAGAACUCAAAUUGCUGCUUUUGUUACAGAGUAAAGGAAGGGUGAAGGUGACUUUCAGCAAAGAAAAUGUGAUAUGGAAGGGAACAGUGACUUGCCUAAUGCAUUUAUGACUAACAAACCCGUAUUUUAUUGUUUAUGA